Striga asiatica is the source of this 1665-nucleotide messenger RNA. Lineage: Eukaryota; Viridiplantae; Streptophyta; Magnoliopsida; Lamiales; Orobanchaceae. The record is from the annotation of a GenBank genome assembly.
GUCACAAAAAACCCCAAAACAAGUCAACACCAACAAAGGAAUCAAAUUAACCAAUAAUAUCACUCCGCGUGUCAGAAAUCCAUCGAACCCGCAGAUUUCUCAGGAUGAGAUAACAUCCAAUCAUUUUCAAAUUUCAAUCCAACUUACAUAGUUACAACUUACAACUUACAACUCCCCGUUAUCCCUGAGCAGCUCUCAGUAUCGUUGAAGAAAAAAAUGCUAGCAGAAAUGGCUCUGGUAAAACCCAUUUCCAAAUUCAACACCUUUACCCCAAGAAUCGGAGGCCCAAGAAGCCCGCCGUGCCGGAAAACCCAUUUCGCCGUGAAAAUGUCGUCCGCCGCGCAGUCGGCCGCCGUCACGAAGAAAAAGAGCCAGAAACAAGAAAUCAAGGAGACCCUUCUGACGCCGAGGUUCUACACGACGGAUUUCGACGAGAUGGAGCAGCUCUUCAACACGGAGAUCAACAAGAACCUGAACAUGGCGGAGUUCGAGGCCUUGCUCCAGGAGUUCAAGACCGAUUUCAACCAGACCCAUUUCGUGAGAAGCACCGAGUUCAAGGAGGCCGCCGAGAAGCUCGAGGGCCCUUUGAGGGGAAUCUUCGUGGAGUUUCUGGAGAGGUCGUGUACGGCUGAGUUCUCGGGUUUUCUUCUCUACAAGGAGCUGGGCAGGAGGCUCAAGAAAACAAACCCUGUGGUUGCUGAGAUUUUCUCACUAAUGUCUAGAGACGAAGCCCGACAUGCUGGGUUCCUGAACAAAGGUCUAUCAGACUUCAAUUUGGCUCUGGACUUGGGUUUUCUGACAAAGGCCCGAAAAUACACAUUUUUCAAGCCCAAGUUCAUUUUUUAUGCUACUUAUUUGUCUGAGAAGAUCGGGUACUGGAGAUACAUUACUAUUUACAGGCAUCUUAAGGAAAACCCAGAUUACCAAUGCUAUCCUAUUUUCAAGUAUUUUGAAAACUGGUGUCAAGAUGAGAAUCGACAUGGCGAUUUUUUCUCGGCGCUGAUGAAGGCACAGCCACAGUUCCUCAACGACUGGAAGGCUAAGUUGUGGUCCCGCUUUUUCUGUCUCUCGGUUUAUGUGACAAUGUACCUUAAUGACUGCCAAAGAACUGCUUUCUAUGAGGGGAUUGGCCUUGAUACGAAAGAGUUUGACAUGCAUGUCAUCAUUGAGACAAAUCGCACGACUGCAAGAAUAUUCCCCGCUGUGCUGGACGUUGAGAAUCCAGAAUUCAAACAGAAGUUGGAUCGGAUGGUGGAGAUCAACGAGCAAAUACUUGCAAUUGGGGAGAGUGAUGAUAUCCCAUUUGUCAAGAACUUGAAGAGGAUUCCUCUUAUUGCUGCUUUAGCUUCUGAGUUGCUUGCUGCAUAUCUCAUGAAACCUAUUGAAUCUGGUUCGGUUGACUUUGCCGAGUUUGAACCCGGGCUAGUCUACUAAUUAGCUUUAGCUGCUUGGAUUCAUUUUGCAGUGUAUUAUUGUGAAGUUGUAUAAAAGCACAGAGAAAAAUGUUGUAUGAAAUGAAACCUGUGUACUAUUGCCAUUUUGAUAAUGCUUAUAUGGUUUUCACUGUGAGUUUGUGUCAAUCAAAUUGCAAUGAGUUUUAUGUGUGAAUAACAUAUUCAUAUGUAAUUUUUUGAAUUGAUAUCUAUAAUUUGUUCGGAGUAUCUC